Molecule: messenger RNA, 1460 nt
Organism: Mandrillus leucophaeus (drill)
Lineage: Eukaryota; Metazoa; Chordata; Mammalia; Primates; Cercopithecidae
Gene: NAT2
Product: N-acetyltransferase 2 (arylamine N-acetyltransferase)
Exons: 2
Coding region: 247-1119 (290 amino acids)
Molecular function (GO): acetyltransferase activity
Source: RefSeq, a predicted model, not a curated record
UGUCAAUCAGGAUAUGAGGAAAGUAGGAAUUCUUCUACACAAAAGGAAAGAAAUCUGGCAGUGCCAAAAGAAAAAUAAAGUACAUCUAUGAUCUGCCCCUCCACAGAUCCCUUUCCUAAUAUGUAUAUCCCAGUGAUGCUCUGCUAAUCUACAGGGGAUGUCUAGAAAGGUAUUCAUCACAUCAGUGUUGAUAAUAACCAGGAGGAGGAGGCAAUCAAAUGUCCUUCACAAGUGGAACUGGGGAUCAUGGACAUUGAAGCAUAUUUUGAAAGAAUUGGCUAUAAGAACUCUAGGAACAAGCUGGACUUGGAAACAUUAACUGACAUUCUUGAGCACCAGAUCCGAGCUGUUCCCUUUGAGAACCUUAACAUGCAUUGUGGGGAAGCUAUGGAGUUGAGCUUAGAGACUAUUUUUGAUCACAUUGUAAGAAGAAACCGGGGUGGGUGGUGUCUCCAGGUCAAUCAACUUCUGUACUGGGCUCUGACCACAAUCGGUUUUCAGACCACAAUGUUAGGAGGGUAUGUUUACAUCCCUGCAGCUAACAAAUACAGCACUGGCAUGAUUCACCUUCUCCUGCAGGUAACCAUUGAUGGCAGGAACUACAUUGCUGAUGCUGGGUUUGGAAGCUCCUCCCAGAUGUGGCAGCCUCUGGAAUUAAUUUCUGGGAAGGAUCAGCCUCAGAUGCCUUCCAUUUUCCGCUUGACAGAAGAGAAAGGAAUCUGGUACCUGGACCAAAUCAGAAGAGAGCAGUAUAUUCCAAACGCAGAAUUUCUUAAUUCUGAUCUCCUGCCAAAGACGACAUACCAAAAAAUGUACUCUUUUACGCUUGAACCUCGAAAAAUUGAAGAUUUUGAGUCUAUGAAUACCUACCUGCAAACGUCUCCAACAUCUGCAUUUACAACCACAUCAUUUUGUUCCUUGCAGACCCCAGAAGGGGUUCGCUGUUUGGUGGGCUUCACCCUCACCUAUAGAAUAUUCAAUUAUAAAGACAAUACAGAUCUGAUCGAGUUUAAAACUCUGAUUGAGGAAGACGUUGAAGAAGUGCUGAAAAAUAUAUUUAAGAUUUCCUUGGGGAGAAAGCUCGUGCCCAAACCUGGUAAUGGAUCCUUCACUAUUUAGAAUAAGGAACAAAAUAAACCCUUGUAUAUGUAUCACCCAACUCACUAAUUAUCAACUAAUGUACAAUCACAUAUCCUCUCUACCCUCACAUUAUUUUGAAGAAAAUCCUAGACAUCAAAUAGUUUCAUCCAUAAAAUACCAGCAUUUAUUGAAAAACAAUAACCUUUUAAAGAAACAUAAGGACACAUUUUCAAACUGAUAAAAAUAAAGGCAUUUUAAGGAUGGCAUGUGAUUAUCUUGGGAAGCAGAGUGAUUCAUGUUAGAAAACAUUUAAUAUUGAUUUAUUGUUGAAUUCGUAGUAAAUUUUUACUGGUAAAUGAAUAAAGAAUAUUGUGGAAAAA